CUGAUGCGUUUCGACGUGUGAUUACAAACCAAAACGUGCCAGAUACUAUCUAGCUCAAACUUUUCCGACUUUCUCAUCAGCUAUGGGUGACAAAGAGGCCGUUACACUGCGCAUAGGUGUGUUGGCUCUUCAGGGGGGGUUCUUUGAGCACGAAGCUUCUCUUAUGAAGGCGCUGAAAUAUCACCAAUUCGAAAAGUUGAUCGAGAUGGAAGUCGUCGAAGUUCGUGAUCCUGAGAAUGUGGCGGACCUUGAUGGUCUAAUUCUCCCGGGAGGGGAGAGCACGACUAUGGGUUUGUUUCUGCGCUCAAAUGGUCUGGAUGUCAGGAUUCGAGAAUGGAUCCAUUCGCCAGAGAGGAAAGCAAUCGCUUGGGGGACUUGCGCAGGGCUAAUCUUGAUGUCGAAUAGCCUUGAAGGGCAGAAAGGAGGCGGACAAGACAAGCUUGGAGGAAUUGAUGUUACAACCUCUAGGAAUUUCUUUGGAAGACAACUAAACAGUUUCGAGGCUCCAUUAAAUCUUAAGAGUGAGGAACUCAUUACUGCCUUCAGAAGCAGAACAAAAGGUCUACCUGUUGACCAGGCUGGUUGCCAUGGUGUUUUUAUCAGAGCUCCUGCUGUAAUGACCAUCAAUAGUCCAGAUGUGGCUGUUUUAGCUACAGUAGACUUACCCACUAGUGAUAAACCAGUUAUUGUAGCAGUGUCUCAAAACAAUAUGAUGGCCACUGCAUUUCAUCCAGAGCUGACUGAAGACCCAGGUUGGCAUGCUUACUUUCUACAGAAGGUCUUAAAUGCUAAAAGUAGUUCUUAAUAAUUUUACUAAGAUACUGUAUGCUUGUAAUCUUUUUAUUGCUAUUAAUGAAUUCCUGGUAAUAUUUACAAAACUCAAAUAUGUAAAUAACGUCAAAAUAAACUGUACAAUGUCUGUAA
Molecule: messenger RNA, 924 nt
Organism: Nematostella vectensis (starlet sea anemone)
Lineage: Eukaryota; Metazoa; Cnidaria; Anthozoa; Actiniaria; Edwardsiidae
Product: probable pyridoxal 5'-phosphate synthase subunit pdx2
Exons: 2
Coding region: 83-805 (240 amino acids)
Biological process (GO): pyridoxine metabolic process; pyridoxal 5'-phosphate biosynthetic process
Cellular component (GO): cytosol; glutaminase complex
Molecular function (GO): glutaminase activity
Source: RefSeq, a predicted model, not a curated record